AUGUCAUGGAAGGAUAUUUGCACCCCUGCUGAUGAGGGUGGGCUGGGGAUUAGAGAUUUUGGGGAUGUUCAGAAAGCCUUACACAUGAAGCUUGCCUGGAAUCUCAUCCAGGGUAAGUCUCUCUGGGCGAAAUUUUUCGGAGGCAAAUACGUCAAAGGAACUCACUUGUUGCUGUUGGAGCCCUCUAAAGGAACUCGUUUUUGGAAAUCAAUUGUUCGUAGUAUUCCGGAGGUCCUUAAUAGCUCCAAAUGGGUUGUGAGAGAGGGAAACAUCUCUUUUUGCUUAGUGGGUCAUCAGAAGGCUAGCGAGCUGUAUGAUUACUUGGCUAGACGGAAGGAGGGCACUGAUGUGCUGGUUUGGUUGAGAGAUACGGAGGGAAUAUUUACUACCAAGAGUGCUUGGGAUUGCAUUAGGGUCCGGACCCCUCCUUUACCCUGGGCCCAGUGGAUUUGGCACGCCAAUCUUCCUACGAAAAUUUCCAUCAUGAUGUGGAAGGCCACUAAUAACUGUCUGAGUGUGGAUGAUAAGAUUAAGAUUAUGGGAAAUAUUGUGGAUGACUUUCUAGCAAAGUGUGGGGCUGAGGGCUUGAACUUGGAAUGGUCUGACAUUCAUAUUUGGCCUAGUAGGUUAAGAGGUUUUCUUCGCAUGGACAAAUUGGGCCACAUUUGCGGGUUCGGUAAGGUUUCCAUGUACAUGGUAUCUUGCUAUUAA
This is a messenger RNA of Juglans regia (Persian walnut), 711 nucleotides long. RefSeq lists its product as uncharacterized. Bases 1 to 711 code for a protein of 236 amino acids. The transcript is spliced from 4 exons. NCBI's taxonomy places the organism in Eukaryota, Viridiplantae, Streptophyta, Magnoliopsida, Fagales, Juglandaceae. The record is from RefSeq and is a predicted model, not a curated record.